Dunckerocampus dactyliophorus (ringed pipefish) is the source of this 1151-nucleotide messenger RNA. It is a transcript of the gene timm23a, whose product is annotated as translocase of inner mitochondrial membrane 23 homolog a (yeast). The record is from RefSeq and is a predicted model, not a curated record. The transcript has 8 exons. Gene Ontology annotation, molecular function: transmembrane protein transporter activity. Gene Ontology annotation, cellular component: TIM23 mitochondrial import inner membrane translocase complex; mitochondrial inner membrane. Gene Ontology annotation, biological process: protein import into mitochondrial matrix. NCBI's taxonomy places the organism in Eukaryota, Metazoa, Chordata, Actinopteri, Syngnathiformes, Syngnathidae. The coding region runs from base 188 to 823 and encodes 211 amino acids.
UCACAGUCUAGUGGCCUUGGUGGCGACUGAUCUCCUCUUAUUGCACUUUAACUGCUGUAGUUCGUCCCGGACUGGCGUAAAAUAGUAAACAUGUAAAAUCACAACAGUUGCUUUGAACGUUGUGGAAAAACGCCAUUGGGCCAUGUUGAAGAAGGCGCCUUAGCAGGGACGACCGAGCUCUUCGGAGAUGGACAGCAACUCACAAGGCUCCGGAGGGCUUAAAGGGAGUCUCGGUGGUCUCUUCGGAGGUGGAGCACCAGAAUAUUCCAACACGGAGCUCGCCGGUGUUCCUUUGACUGGAAUGAGUCCCCUCUCCCCUUACCUCAAUGUGGAUCCUCGUUACCUAGUUCAGGACACAGAUGAGUUCAUUCUACCUACAGGCGCUAAUAAAACGAGAGGAAGGUUUGAGCUGGCUUUCUUUACCAUUGGAGGCUCCUGCAUUACAGGUGCUACAUUUGGCGCUUUAAACGGUCUCAGGAUGGGCCUGAAGGAGACCAGAGACAUGGGAUGGUCCAAACCACGUAAUGUACAGAUUAUCAACAUGGUGACCAGGCAAGGUGCUUCAUGGGCCAACACUUUGGGAUCAGUCGCCUUGUUGUACAGUGCUUUUGGUGUGGUGAUCGAGAAAGCCCGAGGAGCAGAGGACGACAUCAACACAGUUGCUGCUGGCACGCUAACGGGGAUGCUCUUCAAAUCAGCAAGCGGUCUAAAGGGAGUCGCCCGUGGGGGUCUGGCCGGUUUGGCCUUGUCCGGUGCCUAUGCCAUCUACAAUAACUGGGACCACCUGACCGGAGCGUCGUCGUCAUCCUCCAGGAUAUACUGAAACCCCGUGCCCUCUUUCACCUCCUCCUCUGACAUUAAAUCCAAAAUAUCAUAUCUCUAACCCCAGCUAAGACAACCUAGACGCUGGUCAGAUGCAGUCUAGUACCACUUUCCAGGAUGGGUUGCUCGUCCUGCAUGGUUCCCCACAUGAUUGGCAGCAGUUCUGAGCUCAAACAUGUCCAGGCAAGCUGCAAGUGGACCUUUUGUAAUGAUGAACUUCACCUUACAGUCAGUGCUACUGUUGUAUUUAUGAAUAAUGAGUGGUUAAGGGUCAUUAUUAGAAGCUGUGUGAGUCUCCAAAAUUCGACAUAAUAAAUUGUGGAAAGUAA